AUGUCUGGCGAAGACCAACCUGUUUUCACCAAUUCGCAGCUUCUCGGGCAGUCGGUUAAUAUUCUACCCAGCCUUGGCAACGGGCCGUUUGAUGUUGGAUCGUUACUCAGCGAUACAACCCGCGUCAUCUCCAUUAGCAAGUCAACAAAGAUAGUCCAAGCGAACAACGACAAAAAGAUAACGAUUCCCAACGACGUCAACUGCACCGUCUUGAAUAACAGCUCUUCCAGCGUGCUGGUAGUGGACAGCGGACAUACCAUCAGCAACUCGUGGUCGGUGAACGCUUCGGCAAGCGGCAGCUAUUCAGGAGUCAGUCUAGACGCUUCUGCCUCAUACAGCUUUGGCACAAGCUUGAGCCAAAGCAACUACUACGGGUUUUUCGGCUUCGAGUAUAGCUCGUUUACUCUCACCUUGCAGAAAGCUACUAUCAGGAAUAAAAGUAACGUGGACCCCCAGUUGCUAGCAGACGCUGCGACAUUACCUGAAUGGAAGGCCUGGAAUGAUGGUACCUACAGACCCGACAAAGACACGUACGACAAGUACAUGGAGUUCUUCGACAGUUGGGGAACCCAUCUCAUUACACACUGUCAUUUCGGAGCGCGAUUCUCGGCCAAGGUCGAGAUUGGCAAGGAAAAGUGUGAGAGCAAGGAAAGCUUCGAGACGAAUCUAAAAGCCGAGUUCAGUGGAGUCGCAAGCAUCGAGGCGGGAGCGAAGAAAAACAAAGAAUAUGAAUCUUACCGCAACAGUCGAAAAGUCGAUGCAUAUGUCAAGGGCGGCGACCAAGGGCUAGCCGCCGUGUCGGAACGCCGCCCCCAGGAUAGUGAUGAUUAUAAUGCGUGGGCAAAGAGCAUCACGAACGAGACGACCCUAGCCCCGGUGCGGCUUGCGCUUACAAACAUGGCCGAGAUGUUGCGGAAAGUUGCAAAAACCGACGAGGAACGCAAGGCCGCAAAGAAUCUCAGCAACGCGUUUGCGUGGCUCGCCAAGUUCCAGCGCAUAGACGGAACUGUGUUCUUCGGCGCCCUUCCCCGCGACACACAAAAGUACGAGAUGUACAUUACCGCACCACCGGGAAUACUAUGUGAAAUUAGAGAAGCAAAACAACAAUAG
Messenger RNA from Metarhizium album ARSEF 1941, 1110 nucleotides. RefSeq names its product Membrane attack complex component/perforin (MACPF) domain protein. Lineage: Eukaryota; Fungi; Ascomycota; Sordariomycetes; Hypocreales; Clavicipitaceae. The record is from RefSeq and is a predicted model, not a curated record. The transcript has 2 exons. Bases 1 to 1110 code for a protein of 369 amino acids.